AUGGAUCUGGGCCUUGAGAGUUCUGGUCUUGACGCCAUCUCUGCCUACUAUCUCAACAGUACCUUGAGUGUCAGCAUCCCCAUGGACGUGCCACUGCGCCCUCUGAUGGGCACCAAGGUGGUGGUGCCCUGCUACUUCCACGACAACCCAAUCAACCACCCGGGCACACCCACUGUCGACCCCCUGUCCCACCGCAUCAAGUGGACAUACAUCACCAAGGGCAAGGCCACCCUCAUCCUGGUGGCAUCGGAGGGCAAAGUUCACGUGGAGACGGAGUACCUAGACCGGGUCACCAUGGCCAACUACCCGCUGGUGCCCACCGACAUCACCAUGGAGAUUACGGAGCUGCGCUCCAAGGACUCAGGCACCUAUCGCUGUGAGGUCAUGCACGGCAUCGAGGAAAACCAUGACUCGGUGGACAUCCAGGUUCAAGGUGUUGUGUUCCACUACCGAGCCAUCUCUACACGCUACACUCUGAACUUUGAGAGAGCCAAGGCUGCCUGUAUCCAGAACAGUGCCACCAUCGCCACCCCGGCCCAACUACAGGCUGCCUUUGACGAUGGCUUCCACCAAUGUGACGCCGGUUGGCUAUCUGACCAAACAGUCAGGUACCCCAUCCAUGAGCCUCGUGAGGGUUGCUUUGGAGACAAGGAUGAGUUCCCGGGCGUGCGAACCUACGGCGUGAGAGAGGUCAACGAGACCUAUGACGUGUACUGCUUCGCACAGAAGAUGUCAGGCAGAGUGUUCUACUCCAUGUCCGUGGAGAAGUUCACCUUUUAUCAGGCAAUGGACCAGUGUGCCAAACUAGGGGCCAAGCUGGCCACCACAGGGCAGCUGCACCUGGCCUGGAAGGCUGGCAUGGACGUGUGCAACGCGGGCUGGCUGGCAGAUAGAAGCGUCCGCUACCCUAUCAACAUUGCCAGGCCGCAGUGCGGUGGAGGACUACUUGGAGUGAGGACCGUGUACCUGUUCCCUAACCAGACAGGCUACCCCUACCCAGACUCCCGCUACGACGCUAUCUGCUACCAAGAAGAAGACGGCGAAGUCAAGACGACCCUGUUCCCAGAGGUGGCCACCAUCACAGCUGGCCCCAUGGUUUACCUGGGGCGUACCACCGCUCUUGAGGCUGAGGCACAAGGGGAGGUUCUGACCCAAGCCCCCCUGGACACCACCAGCAUGGAACUGCCCUUACCCAUCCUCCCCAGUGUGAAUGACACGUAUGCCAAGGUCACCCCGGUCGUGGGAGAAGAGAUCAUCAGCAGGGUGACAGCUAAACCUAAUGUGGCCUCCGAGUUCCCUCGUGACAAUGACACUGCCAUGUCUCCUACAGGUGUAGUGUUCCACUACCGUGCUGGCUCCAGUCGCUAUGCCCUGUCCUUCGUGGAGGCCCAGUUGGCCUGUCAGAGUGUGGGUGCGGUCAUCGCCAGCUCUCAGCAGCUCCAGGCAGCCUAUGAGGCAGGGCUCCACCACUGUGAUGCAGGCUGGCUCAGGGACCAGAGCGUCAGGUACCCCAUCCUGUCUCCCAGAGAUAAGUGCUCAGGGAAUCUGGAGCAUCUCCCAGGGGUGAGGUCCUACGGCCUGAGACCCGCUACCGAGCGAUACGAUGUCUACUGCUAUGUGGACCGCCUCAAGGGGGAGCUGUUCUACACCAGCGACUAUGACAGCUUCUCCUACGAGGAGGCCGUGGCCCACUGUCAGAAGCUCAACACCACGCUAGCCACCACAGGGCAGCUCUAUGCCGCCUGGAGACAGGGCUUUGACAAGUGCCGUCCAGGCUGGCUGCAGGACCGGAGCAUCCGCUACCCCAUCCACAACCCCAGGCCCCACUGUGGAGGAGGCAAGGCUGGGGUACACACCAUCUACGCCUUCCCCAACCAGACGGGACACCCUGACCAGCACUCCAGAUACGACGCAUACUGCUUCAGAGCUGAACCUACGAUUAUUCACACUGAAACCAGACUCAACGUUACUGUAGUUGUCGAGGAGGAAAUGAUCAACAUGACAACCAGAACGGACCAAUUUACUCCGGUGAGCCCCAUCGUACCACCUGUAUCUGUGGAUGUGUCCGGUUCAGGCUUAGCUGAGCAUUCUACCAGUGGUAGUGGCAGUGGAACCCCUGGUAGCGGAGAUACAUCUGGUGGGGCCAGUGGCGAGGGCUCCGGGUCUGGCUUCCAAGUCACAUUCGAGGGCAGUGGGCACAUCUUGUCAGGACAGGGCUCUAGCUCUGGAGGUCUACAGGAGGCAGUAGAGGGGAGCACCACUGUCACUUACACCGGGUCUGGGAAUAGUGGCUCCGGGGUGGGGGUGGGAGAGUUCAGCGGUGGGCUACCGUCUGGUGUCCUUCCCCACUCCGGUAGUGGCAGUGGGGUAUCUGGGGACCUGAGCGGUAGCGGGGACUCUGUCAUAAUCAUGUUGGAUGGAGAGAUGGUGGACAUCUCCAAGCAGCAGCCCACCGGACAGGAGUUUGGACAAGGAGGUUUGGAUGUCAGUGGCUCCAGUGGAGUGUCCGGAUCGGGUGGCUUCUUCAGCGGGGAUGUGACCAGCACUUCUGGCUCCGGACUUCCCGACAUAUCUUUCGAACAUUCAGGUCUCAUUGACCUGACCGAGAAUCCCUCGGGAGAGCAGGAGGUCUCUGGCUACCAGCCUUUCGCCUCCAGUUUUCCAAGCGGUUUCCCCUCCGGUUAUCCUUUGGAUGUCAGUGGCUCCAGUGGAGUGUCCGGAUCGGGUGGCUUCUUCAGCGGGGAUGUGACCAGCACUUCUGGCUCCGGACUUCCCGACAUAUCUUUCGAGCAUUCAGGUCUCAUUGACCUGACCGAGAAUCCCUCGGGAGAGCAGGAGGUCUCUGGCUACCAGCCUUUCGCCACCGGUUUUCCAAGCGGUUUCCCCUCCGGUUAUCCUUCCGGUUUUCACAGCGGCUCUGGAUUCCCAUCCAGUGGUGACGGAUCCCACUCAGGCCAUGAGGUCAUCUUUCUGACAGAAGACGGGAUGAUGGAGGUGACAACACGGCGGCGUCCGGAGCAGGGUCGGGGAUACGUAGAGGUCAGUGGAGAUGGCAGUAGCCAGCAUGAGGGGAGCACCUCAGCCAGUGGGCUCUCCCUGGGGGAGUCAACGGUCGCAGAAGGCGUGGUGCUGCCCCCUGGGUCUACCAUGACUUACCCAGAGCAUAUCACCUAUCUGGGAAACACGGGAAGAGGGGAUGACCUGGACCUGGUGGAGGAAGACCAGGAGCUGGAGGGCCAUGAGCAGAAAGGGCAGGAGCAAGAAGGACUGGAAGGGCCCAUGGAGACAAUCAAUGUCACGGCACCAGCUGCAUUCUUCUCUAGCCCAACAACAGCAACCGCCGUCUCAAUGGUGACCCCUGUUGUGGUGGAGGAGCCUGCUGUAGUUGACGCACUGCAGGGCUGUGCCGAAGGCUGGGUGGAGUUCAUGGGGAGCUGCUACAUGCACUUUCUAGAGAGAGACACCUGGCCCGACGCCGAGCAGCGCUGCCAAGAGCUCAACUCCCACCUGGUCAGCAUCACCUCCCAACAGGAGCAGGAGUUUGUCAACUCUAACGCUCAGGACUAUCAGUGGAUUGGACUUAAUGACAAGGACGUGCAGAAUAAGUUCCGCUGGACAGAUGGGAGUCCAUUGGGAUUUGAGAACUGGAGGCCCAACCAGCCGGAUAACUACUUUAACUCUGGAGAGGACUGUGUAGUGAUGAUCUGGCAUGAGAACGGCCAGUGGAACGAUGUUCCCUGCAACUACCACCUGCCCUUCACCUGCAAGAGUGAACCUGUCGUGUGCCACUCCCCUCCUGAGGUGGACAACGCCAGGCCGAUGGGCAGCAGAAGAGACCGCUACCCCGUCAACUCUAUCAUCCUCUACCAGUGUGAUGCAGGCUUCACACGGCGCCACCCGCCUGUUGCACGCUGCCUUCCCGACGGGCGGUGGGAGGAGCCACAAGUGGAGUGUAUAGGACCUGAUGCCACCCCCAGCAACCGACUACAUAAGAGGUCCAUCAGGAGACGGUCUAAAGCAACCAACAGUCGGUCAUGGCGGGAGCUUCUCUAAGCAGGACUGAAGGGACACACUAAAAGAGAACCAAAUGGACCGCUCUUGUAAAGAAACAUUGAUAUUCAAUGCCAUUUUGCCUGACCUAAAGAGAUAAAGUUCCCACCAAGGGUGGAAAUGGGGAAAAGUUACUUUGGGAACCCACCAAUGAAAUAAUCAUUGAAUUCACCUGUAGCUAAUUUUUACAUGUCAAAAUGAUUGAAUUCCCUCAUUUCCACCCCUGAUUCCCAUCAUGUGUAUAUAUAUACACACAUAUAAACACCAAAGCACAUUAGACAUGAUUUUGAUAGUCCGACUGACAAUGCUGAUCUCUGAGUGUCACUCUGUGCCUUUGUGGGGGAUAUUUGGGCAGUGGUUCUCAACCUGGGGUACCAGCAACCCUGGGGGUACCUGGCCUAUCCACAGGGGGUACUUGGGAAGACUCGAAUAUGUAUAAUUGAGAGGAUACUUUGUGCAGAGCAUUAUGGACCUGAUUUCGCCGUAAUAAACGAUGCCUUUCUUGUGCACGUCUUUCCUAUGCACUUCUCAGUAGUUGGUACUCAGACUUACCUUAUGAAGGUGCGUAAUGGGAUUUGCAGACGUGGUUUCCUUACGCGCAAAGAAAUAUAUUGGUUUGUUUCAUCCGGAAAGUUGUCAUAUUCAAGUUCAAUCCAUGAUAAAUUGGAAGGUGGGAAAAAAAGUGUAAAAUAGGGGUUGAACAAUACUACUAUAAAUCUACCAUAAGCCGUACUAAUCAUCGAACUGUAUGACAACGGUCCAGUCGUUAUGAACCGUUCGCGGAGCUCCAGGUUUAACCUGCUAAGUGUUGUCUGAGUUCCAUAAUGAUUCAAAUAGGCUACAUGUCCGAAAUGAUUGCACAAUGUUAGACUAAUGCUAGCGACGCUCAGGCAGUGAAAGGUUCUAGCUUGUAUGGCUCCCUGGGCGAACCCACCGUGACAUGAUAUCAAUGACGUGACGUGCAAAUAAGCGAUAGAAAACCGAUCGCGCAAAUGUCACCAUUCUGAAUUUUUUAUGCAGGCGCCCCGGGCUACCCAUGUCGCCUAUACCUAAAUCCGCCACUACCCUCGGGAACAGUUUACACGGACGUGAAAGAGAACUAACACUAAGGUGACAGUUGUAAACGUGGGUGUUGUAUGUGGGUAUUACUGACCGUGGCCCCCGAGAGCGGCUAAUAUUUAAUUAACAUGAUACAUAUUUUUGUAUGAAACAGAAAAGCCUGGGCAUAUAAUUAAACAAUUCUAAAGUGCAUACAUCAACAUCUGCAGGUUCAGCCAUACAGAAGCCUAUAACUUGGGUGUCCAAGGGUUCUACCUGGAACCAAAAAUGUUCUCGUAUGGGGACAGCCGAAGAACCCUUUUAGGUUCUAGAUAGCACCUUUUUGGGGGUGAUUUUCAGAGAUCAUAAGGAAAAACCAUCUAAAACAAUUGCAGUGUAUUUACAAUUCCCUUCUCCAAAUGGAUUGCUCAUUUACCUAGCUCUUACCAAUAGCUCUUAUCCAUUUAUAAAUGACCAUGCAUGGAGAACGCUGUUAUUUCUAUCGAGAAAAAAAUGAAGUACAUGCUUGGAACCAGCACUCUACCUUAUUCAUGCUUUCCUCGCGCUUAAAGCUGAGGGAAUUAAGUCAACAUCAGAAUAGGGCUUUUCUGUAUCUCUACCCAGAAGGGGUCUCAUGCUUAAAUUCAAGGUCAGAAUACGCAUAGAGAGAAAAGUGCAUCAAAAAAGGGAAUCGGAGUCUAAUGGGUACAGUUGACAACAACAAAAAGGUUGAGAACCACUGAUACAGGGGAAUAUGGGGGAGGUUCAUCUUGUGUCAGAAUCGUUUGAAAGGUUCAUUAGUUUAUGGUGUUCAGCCAUUGGAGUCUUUUGAUUGGGUGGUAGAGAGAAUAUUUGGUCCCUCAUGUAUUAUACUCUGACUAGGGUGUGACUCAAAGAGAUGUUGGACGGGUCAAUAAAAAUGGAUAGUAUUAUUUAUUUGGGGUCCCAUCUGAAUGGAGUGGGAACGAAACAUCCCUCCCCAAGGCACUAGAGUGACACUGAAAGUCAAGAACAAAGUUUUAAAAAGUGUUUAGGAUUGCAGCUGGAUACUCUGAAGUCAAGCACAUUUUUUCCCCCUUUUAGUUUAUGUUUGAUAAUUCGCUUUUUUUUCUAGUGUUGGACCUUAGGACCAAAUAGGGAACAACUCCUAUAUGUGAAGAAAAGAGACAGAGCAAUGUUUGUCUGUUUCGGAAUGUCGAACAGAGUACCUCCAACUCUGGCAUAGUAUUGUGCUCUCAUCCUGGACCUUUGGGCUAUUUUCGGGCACCAAAUAAUUCAGAACACAGAGACGAGUAGAGGGCGCACUUGCCACAAAGCCUGUUUUAGCAUGAAGAAGAGAAAAUGGACAACUUCAGAAAUGGGGAUAGUCCUCAAUGGCGAUGCCCACGCUGUCACAGAAGUGAUCAAUGGCAAAGAUAGGACGUGUGCUCUCUUUUUUUAUCUCUACGCUUCAGAACCAUCUGGUGAAAAUGCCAUCGAUGCAACUGUAGCACUAUGGGAGCAGGCUAGCGUCCAACAAUCCAUGUGACCCUACAAUCCAUACGCUCAUACACAUGUUUGUCUGUUUAUUUCUCACUGUGAAUUCUCUCAAACAACGCUUUUGAUAUCAGAUAUCAAGCAUUCUGAUUAAUGAAUAAACAGGGCCUUUGUUUUCCAUUCAUCUUAUUCACGACCCCAAGUCUCCCUGUGUGCAGGAAGGGAAUUAUGAGGGGUUGAAUUGGUACUGAAGCACUUAAAAAUGAAUUGACACCAGUAGCAUAACAAGCUGUGAUGGCACAAUGAUAGAGGAGGAGGAGUUAGAGGACAUGUUAAGUUGACGAGGAUCCUUUUGGGUCGAAUCAUGUUUAACGUUUGGGAAGCAGGGGUUCAUACUCAAGCUUCCCUCCCACCCGACUCACGCACGUUCAACAAACUCACUCAACACAACACAAUACUCUCACACGUCGGAAGUGAUGUCAACAUUUGAUGAAUGGUUGAAUGGUUUAUGGGUGUCUCAGUGCAGAGGGAGGUCACACACACAGACACAGACCCCCCCCCCCCACACACACACACACACAGACACAAACAAACACACAAGAGAGAACGUAUGGGUGUGUGCCCAUGCACGUGAGUAUAAAGUGUGUGUGUGUGUUGAAUGAGUGUUUCAGCACAAAGAACAUAGAUACAUGUGAUAAUGUUUAUUCAGUGUGUGACAUUCUAAUAAGGGAUUUGGAUGUGACUAUCAAAUAAAAUCUGAAAUCGUCUGUUUCUGUUCA
Molecule: messenger RNA, 7343 nt
Organism: Oncorhynchus nerka (sockeye salmon)
Lineage: Eukaryota; Metazoa; Chordata; Actinopteri; Salmoniformes; Salmonidae
Gene: acanb
Product: aggrecan b
Exons: 16
Coding region: 1-4053 (1350 amino acids)
Biological process (GO): glial cell differentiation; central nervous system development; cell adhesion
Cellular component (GO): synapse; perineuronal net
Molecular function (GO): hyaluronic acid binding
Source: RefSeq, a predicted model, not a curated record